UCAUUGCGCUUUGACGGUUGGCAUCUAGACAGUGCCACAAGACUGACGGCUUCAUCCGAUUGGUGUGUGUGUCUAUUUAUUUUCCACUCUUUCCCCUCGACCUCUCCACUAGCCUUCCCCUUCUCUGCAGUUGGGGAAGCAUACGCGGAAGCCAGGGACCAUGGGGCAGAAGCAUCUUGUGUUGCUCACUUGUUUUUGGAUCCUGUCAUGUGCCUUGCUGCUUCAUGCUUCCUCCGAUGGACUGCUAAGAAUCAACCUCAACAAGAAGAGACUGGACAGGGAAGCUUUGGCUGCUGCAAAAUUGGCUAGGAAGGAGAGUCACCUUCGAAGGUUCGGUGGUUCUCGCCAGUCUCUCAGUGCCUCAAGUGAUGAUAUAGUUCCUUUGCACAACUACCUGGACACUCAGUACUUUGGAGAGAUUGGCAUUGGCACGCCACCACAGAACUUCACAGUGAUUUUUGACACUGGAAGCUCCAACUUGUGGGUUCCCUCCUCAAAGUGCUAUUUUUCGAUAGCAUGCUACUUUCACCACAGAUACAAGUCAGCCAAGUCGAAGACUUACAAAAAGAACGGGGAAACUUGCACAAUAACAUAUGGUUCUGGGCAAAUUGCUGGCUUCUUCAGCAAAGACAAUGUGUUGGUCGGCAGCCUCGUUGUCAAAAAUCAGAAGUUCAUUGAGACAACCCGUGAAACCAGCCCUACCUUUAUCAUUGGAAAGUUUGACGGAAUUCUUGGCCUUGGAUUUCCUGAAAUUUCUGUGGGAGGAGCACCUCCAAUUUGGCAGAGCAUGAAAGAGCAAAAGCUGGUCGCAAGGGAUGUUUUCUCGUUCUGGCUUAACCGUGAUCCUGAUGCAUCUGAGGGAGGUGAACUUGUCUUUGGCGGUGUUGACCCAAAGCACUCCAAGGGAACCCACACAUAUGUCCCUGUUACCCGCAAAGGCUACUGGCAGUUUGACAUGGGGGAUCUUCUGAUCGGUGGCCACUCAACAGGUUACUGUGCUGGUGGUUGUGCUGCUAUUGUGGACUCAGGGACUUCACUUCUUGCUGGCCCAACUACCAUAGUGGCUCAAGUCAAUCAUGCAAUUGGGGCUGAGGGAAUCAUCAGUGCAGAAUGCAAAGAAGUGGUGCGAGAGUAUGGAGAGAUGAUCCUUGAGUUGCUCAUUGCGCAGACUAGUCCACAAAAGGUGUGCACUCAGAUCGGACUCUGUGUAUUCGAUGGUACCCAUCCUGUCAGCAACCCAAUUGAAUCAGUUGUUGAGAAACAAAAGAUUGGUUCUGAUCUUUUCUGUACUGCUUGUGAGAUGGCUGUUGUCUGGAUACAGAAUCAACUCCGAGAAAACAAGACGAAAGAGCUCAUUUUGAACUAUGCUAAUCAGCUCUGUGAGCGCCUACCUAGCCCCAAUGGUGAAUCAACUGUCGACUGCCAUCAGAUCUCAAAGAUGCCAAAUCUUGCAUUCACCAUAGCAAAGAAGACCUUCACCUUAACACCAGAGCAGUACAUUGUGAAGCUGGAGCAAUCAGGUCAGACUAUCUGUAUCAGUGGGUUCAUGGCAUUCGACAUACCGCCUCCUCGUGGCCCGCUCUGGAUCCUUGGGGACGUUUUCAUGGGCGCGUACCACACCGUUUUCGACUUCGGCGAGAACAGGAUCGGGUUCGCCAAGUCUGCCUGAGGAGCGGAGUCCUUCGCCGUAGUGACGUCUCCAGUUUAUUAUCGCAGUAUUGUACAUAUAUGGCAGACUGGAAUAAGCUGCGAAGUUUAGUAGUGUAUGCACGCCGAAACCUGUAGGGCUAUCCGACUAUGACAGGGUAUGUGUUUGCAAAUGGAGCUAAGCUAUUUAUGAAGCUCCGGGACAUGGAAUUCCAUGCAUGUGAUCAGCAUGGGAGCACGAUGAGGAUUAGGACUUUUCACCUGAUCUCAUCAUGUUUAUUGGCCUCGACUAGUAAGUGGGCUGUAUCAACAGUAGCCAUUUCGGACUUGUUUAAGAAUGCAGCUUUGCACGAUCGUUAUGGCAAUGCAAUAAUCUAGAGCUUUACUAGGA
This is a messenger RNA of Panicum hallii, 2038 nucleotides long. Its product is annotated as aspartic proteinase-like. Gene Ontology annotation, molecular function: aspartic-type endopeptidase activity. The record is from RefSeq and is a predicted model, not a curated record. Gene Ontology annotation, biological process: proteolysis; lipid metabolic process. The transcript has 12 exons. Bases 161 to 1669 code for a protein of 502 amino acids. Lineage: Eukaryota; Viridiplantae; Streptophyta; Magnoliopsida; Poales; Poaceae.